Cololabis saira (Pacific saury) is the source of this 942-nucleotide messenger RNA. RefSeq names its product olfactory receptor 4E1-like. Gene Ontology annotation, molecular function: G protein-coupled receptor activity; olfactory receptor activity. Gene Ontology annotation, biological process: G protein-coupled receptor signaling pathway. NCBI's taxonomy places the organism in Eukaryota, Metazoa, Chordata, Actinopteri, Beloniformes, Belonidae. Bases 1 to 942 code for a protein of 313 amino acids. The transcript has a single exon. Gene Ontology annotation, cellular component: membrane. The record is from RefSeq and is a predicted model, not a curated record.
AUGAAAAACUUAUCUGUUGUGACAUCUUUUUAUCUGUCUGAGUACUAUGGGAUGGAACAGCUGAAAGCAAUGUACUUCUGCCUUUUCCUGAUGAUCUACAUCACCAUAAUUGUUGAGAAUGUCACGCUGAUGGAGGUGAUUCAUCAUGAAAAAUCCCUGCAUGAGCCAAUGUACGUGCUGCUGUGUAACCUGGCUGUGAAUGAGCUGUUGGGCAGCACCGCCCUGCUGCCGGCGCUGCUGGUCAACAUGCUGUCUGAGUCACAUGAGAUAUCUCUGCCAUUCUGUCAGACGCAGGUUUACGCAAUACACACCUACGCCAUCACCGAAUUCACAAUUCUAGCAGUGAUGAGCUACGACAGGUAUGUGGCCGUUUGUUAUCCUCUGUCUUAUCAUGCAAUCAUGUCACAAAGAAAAGUCAAACUGAUGGUCUUCAUGUGGGUUUAUCCCAUGCUGGCAUUCCUGGUUGUUCUCAUCUUCACUCUUCAGCUUCCCUUUUGUGGGAGAACCAUAGAAAAAGUGUAUUGUCUUAAUUACUUGCUUGUAAAACUUGCAUGCACAGAUACAUCUGUAGUUAAUAUUAUUGGUUUACUAUCCGUGGGUGUUUAUACAGUCCCACAGUUAAUCAUGAUAUUUUACUCAUAUGCACACAUCCUGAGGAUUUGCAUUUUGUCCUUCAGUAAGUCAAAGUUCAAGGCCUUCAGGACAUGCACCCCUCACCUGCUUUCCAUAAUUAAUUACGCUUUUGGAUGCUUUUUUGAAAUAGCACAAGGCCGAUUUGACAGCAAACACCUGUCGUACCAAGCAAAGUUGUUUUUGUCUCUGUACUUUUUGAUAUUUCCACCUCUUCUGAAUCCUGCAAUCUACGGUUUGGGCACACGACUAAUAAGGAUACGACUCUUCAGGCUUCUCUGCAGGAAACGUGGGCAAGUAGAAAUGAUGUAG